CGUAUUUCGUACUAUAUAAGUCCACCUAAAACAAUUCCAAUUCGUCAGUUGAGUUUUGUCUUCCACAAGUCGAAAAUCAAUCGCAAUAUUCCAAAAUGAAUAAGUUGUUCGCCGUAGUUGCAGUACUUCUUGCUGUGCAGAUUUCUUCUGCAAGAGUAGUCCGUGAUGCUCCAGCUUCUUUAGCAUUGGGAGAUUUGGCUAAACAAGCCGAAGAUGCUAUUGGAACGUUGCAUUCAAAGUUUUUGGAAAUUGUUGGUGUUAAGAAUGACAACGAAUUCAUCAAACUGUUGGAGAACCAAGGGCGGUCGUAUGCUUCAAAGAUUCAGAGCUACGCCAAGUUGUUGGGAGAUGAGGCCAAGGCAAAUGCAGGAAAAGCUGAUAAAGUCUUCCAAGGAUUGCAGACAAGGCUCACACAAACUGUGGAUGAACUCAAAUCAAAGAAUCCAGAAAUUUUCGCUAAUGUUGAAAAGUUCCAAGGACAUUUGAAAGCUGUGCUCAAGGACACCGAGCAAUUCAAUGCAAAAUUGAAGGAAGAAGGAAAAGUGAUCUCAUCAAAUGUCGAGGAAGUGCUCAAGCAAAUUUACGAUAGCACUGUCCAAACCGCUCAGAAGGUAGCCAAUGAAAUUGAAUCGAAUUUAAAGCAGAAGAAGACCAAGUAAUUUAGAUUAAAGAUUGAAAAAAGACUGAACAAAUUAUGAAAUAAAGUAAUUUUUUAUUAGCACAUA
This is a messenger RNA of Hermetia illucens (black soldier fly), 725 nucleotides long. RefSeq lists its product as uncharacterized. The transcript has 4 exons. The record is from RefSeq and is a predicted model, not a curated record. NCBI's taxonomy places the organism in Eukaryota, Metazoa, Arthropoda, Insecta, Diptera, Stratiomyidae. Gene Ontology annotation, biological process: lipid transport. Gene Ontology annotation, cellular component: extracellular region. Gene Ontology annotation, molecular function: lipid binding. The coding region runs from base 96 to 659 and encodes 187 amino acids.